CAAUCAUUUUCUUCUUCGUCAGCCUCCCUUCCACCGCCAUAUUGGGCAACUAAGAAAAGGGGGCUCGUCUUUUCGGGGUGUUUUUCUUCCCUUCCCCUCUCCCCACUUUUUCGCCCCUCCGGGACUCUGACGCCGGAAAGGUUUGGAGAGCCGCUCGGCUCUCGGGACGCGCGGGCUCGCACCAGCCUGGACUUGGACCGCCUUUGCCACCCCCGCCUCUCGCCUCUCCCCUCCCCUCCCCGCCCUCCCGCUCGCUGGUACACUUGAUCCGCGGAGACUUGGGGCUGCUUGGCCCUCACCCCCUCCCCAGACCUAGCGCGCUCCUGACGCGCCAGGAACUUGUUGGGGUUUGUUUCUCUUGGCUCCCAGGGCAGUCGCAGGCUUUAUAAGUGGAGUUCGGGCUGGGUCGGGGCGUUUUGUUUUGUUCGGUUUUGUUUUCUGAGAGCGCGCGAGAGGCGGUCGUAAAGACCUGGGAGGAAGAUGUCAAACGUACAAGUGUCUAACGGGAGCCCGAGCUUGGAGCGGAUGGACGCCAGGCAGGCGGAGUACCCCAAGCCCUCCGCCUGCCGAAACCUGUUCGGCCCGGUGAAUCACGAAGAGUUAACCCGGGACUUGGAGAAGCACUGCCGAGACAUGGAAGAGGCAAGCCAGCGCAAGUGGAAUUUUGAUUUUCAGAAUCACAGGCCCCUAGAGGGCAAAUACGAAUGGCAAGAGGUGGAAAAGGGCAGCUUGCCCGAGUUCUACUACAGACCCCCGCGGCCACCCAAAGGCGCCUGCAAGGUGCCCGCGCAGGAGAGCCAGGAUGUCCGCGGGAACCGCCAGGAGGGGCCUCUAAUCGGAUCUCAGGCAAAUUCAGAGGACACACACUUGGUAGACCAAAAAACUGAUGCAUCGGACAGCCAGACGGGCUUAGAGGAGCCGUGCACUGGGAUAAGGAAGCGACCUGCCACAGACGAUGCCUCUUCUCAAAACAAAAGAACCAACAGAACAGAAGAGAAUGUUUCAGACGGUUCCCCGAACGCGGGUUCAGUGGAGCAGACGCCCAAGAAACCGGGCCUCCGAAGACGUCAAACGUAAAUUGCUCGAAUUGAGAAUGUGUUUCCUUGUGUAUCAGAUACCCCACUGCUUGAUGAAGCAAGGAAAAUAUGAAUUAAAAAUUUUAAAUACAUAUCACUGACUCCAUAUCGCUGGACGUCUUGUAUAAGCACUGAAAAGGAACAACACAAUAACACUAAAAUUUUAGGCGUUCUUAAAUGAUCUGCCUCUAAAAGCAUUGGAUGUAGCAUUGGGCAAUUAGGUUUUUCCUUAUUUGCUUCAUUGUACUACCUGUGUAUAUAGUUUUUACCUUUUAUGUAGCACAUAAACUUUGGGGACGGGAAGGGAGGGUGGGGCUAAGGAAUUGGCAUGGGGAUGUGAAGAGUUUGCCUCCAUUUAGAGCAAGGAGAAAAAUAUUUGACUUGUAUAAAGAGAAAGCAGUUUAGGGAAAGGGUUUGAAUUGUUUUCUUUAAAGAUGUAAUGUCCCUUUCAGUGAAAACUGAUACUUUAUUUUAAAAACCAUUCAAAUUUUAACACUGGCUACAAAUAAUCCCUAUUUAUUUUUACAGGAAGCUAUUUCUCAUUUGGGAGCUCUGAUAAUUCCAUUAUGUAGCAACAAAUAGCUUUUUCUUCUUUAAACAACAACAAACCGUUCUCACUGCUCCCCUCUAGGCCCCCUUAAAAUCGGAAUUUACCAGUUAAUUAUUCAUCAGUGAGGUUAUCACUGCAGAUAAUUCUGGGCAAAAAAAUGGGGGGAGUUCUGAAUGCUCAGAAUUGACCAUCUAAUUUUUAUUAGAUUUAUUGAGGAAAUUUCCGAUUUUCUUUUUGCUUUGGGCUGUAUAGACACAGUCCAAAAGAUCCGUAUGUAACUUCACGUAAAAAAUAAUGAAAUAAUUUUAAAUUUAAAAAUUCUCUAUUUGUUAAUUUGCCCAAAGGAAAGCAGUGUUUUAAAAGGAAAAUGUGUAUAAAAAGGACAGUAUGGUAUAAGUGAAAUGGAUACUACAUCUUUAAACAGUAUUUUUACAUUGCCUGUGUAUUCAACAAAACCAUUUGAAGUGUACCUGUGUACAUAACUCUGUAAAGACACUGAAAAUUAUACUAACUUAUUUAUGUUAAAAAGAGAUUUUUUUUUUAAUCUAGACAAUAUACAAGCCAAAGUGGCAUGUUUUGUGCAUUUGUAAAUGCUGUAUUGGGUAGAGUAGAUUUUCCCCCUUCUUUAAAUAAUAUGGCUGUGCUUAAAAGGUUGCAUACUGAGCCAAGUAUAAUUUUUGGUAAUGUGUGAAAAGGAUGCCAAUUAUUGUUACAUAUCAAACAAUCAAUAAAGAAAACUUCCAUAGCUAUUCA
Artibeus jamaicensis (Jamaican fruit-eating bat) is the source of this 2379-nucleotide messenger RNA. It is a transcript of the gene CDKN1B, whose product is annotated as cyclin dependent kinase inhibitor 1B. Gene Ontology annotation, molecular function: protein-folding chaperone binding; cyclin-dependent protein serine/threonine kinase inhibitor activity. Gene Ontology annotation, cellular component: cytoplasm; nucleus. Gene Ontology annotation, biological process: G1/S transition of mitotic cell cycle; regulation of cell cycle; negative regulation of cell population proliferation. Lineage: Eukaryota; Metazoa; Chordata; Mammalia; Chiroptera; Phyllostomidae. The record is from RefSeq and is a predicted model, not a curated record. The transcript is spliced from 3 exons. The coding region runs from base 481 to 1077 and encodes 198 amino acids.